AAAAAAAAAGGGGUUGCAUAUAAGAGAGUGAUGGUCAUGCAUGGUACUCAGAAGGCUUUAAUGUCCAUCUGGGAAUUUAUUUUUGUUCAGUUUUCAAGUUCAUUUGUGAGACAAAAAAGUUGCAAGUAAGAGUGAUUGUAGAAGAAAUGAUGAUGGAAGGGGGUUGUUCAGGCAAGAAGAGAGCAUGGCCUAAAGAUGACUUCACUGACGUGGUUUUGAAAUGGUCCCUUCAUGACAUUUUUAAUGAGAAUCGAUACAAAGAUCAGGUAGAGUGGAUACCUGAAUUAUUUGAAUCAGUAGGGAAUUACCUUGGCUCUUACAUCUACCCUUUAUUGGAAGAAACACGAGCACAGCUCGCUUCUGCUAUGGAAUUUAUACAUCAGGCACCAUUUGCUGAAGUACAAAUUCUCGAGGAAGCAAAAUCUUGUGGAAAAUUUCUAUACGAUGUUAAAGUUGAUCAAUGGAAAAACAAAUUUGUUGACCAUGGUAAAGAGCUUUACAAAGUAUUGCCGGGUGAUAUUCUUGUUAUUUCAGAUUCAAAACCUGAAACCAGUUCUGACCUCCAAAGGUUGCACUGGUCAUGGACAUUGGCAUCGGUAACUGACAUUAAAGGUGAAGGCAUUGAUGAGAGCACUUCAUCAACUAAGUUUAAGGUCAAGACACCGGAAGACAUGCCAUUCAAGGGUGGGAAGCAGGACUGGCUUUACGUGGUUUACUUGACAAAUACUAUGACAAAUAAAAGAAUAUGGAAGGCAUUGCAUUGGUUCAAAAAUUUGACGCUUAUUGAGAAGGUUCUUUGCUCUAAUGCCAUGGUUGAAGAACAGUGUGAUUCUUGUUCAGUAAAUCACACUGGACAAUUGUCUGAAAGUUUUGGAUCAGAUUUAUACUCUCAGAUGAAUGAAUCCCAAACCGAAGCCAUAAGGGCGUCUCUCCAUAAGAUGACAUGUGACCAGAAUUCUCACAUUGAACUCAUUUGGGGUCCGCCGGGGACCGGGAAAACCAAAACAGUAAGUCAGAUGCUCUUUAUCCUAUUAAGAAUGAAUUACAGGACUCUUUGUUGUGCCCCAACCAAUGUGGCAGUAAAAGAAGUUGCAUCUCGAGUGGUCAAACUGGUAAAAGAGGCAUAUGCUGCUGACUCUGAAAAAUGUGAUCCAUUUACUCCAUUGGGAGAUAUUAUAUUAUUUGGAAAUAAGGAUCGACUAAAAGUUGCCCCUGAUAUUGAAGAUAUAUAUCUUGACUACCGCGUGAAGAGGCUUGUUGAGUGCUUUGCACCAUCAAAUGGUUUGAAACAUUGUGUGCGUUCUAUGAUUGAUUUGCUUGAGCACGGUGCCUCACACUACCAUAUCUUUCUGGAAAAUGAGCUGAUCAAAACCAAGGAAAACAAAGAUGAAGCUCCAAAAGAUAAGCCACAGUCAUUUCUAGAAUUCAUCAGAGCACGAGUAAAAGCUAUUUUACCAUCCCUCAGAAGAUGUCUGAUUACAUUCUGCACUCAUGUACCAAAAAGUUUUGUUGCAAAACAAAAUUUUGAAAACAUGGUACAUCUGAUUUAUCUACUUGAGUCUUUGGAGAAGGAGCUUUCUGAAAAGGUUUUGACCUCUGAUAUACUGGAGAAGCUCUAUUCUUCUAGCAUAAUGGUGGAAGAUUUUUCCAAAGCAGUCACAUGUACCUUGUUUCUGCCAGAUAUUAGAAGCAAGUGUCUCUUUGUCCUAAAAACUGUUCAUUCAACUCUUGAAAAUCUGGGCAUCCCAGCCGCUGUGAAUGAAGAAUCAAUAAGGGAACUCUGUUUCCAAAUGGCUACCUUGGUUUUCUGCACUGCUUCUACUUCCUACAAGUUGCACAGGACAAAUGUGGAGCCACUUAAAGUGCUGGUCAUUGAUGAGGCUGCCCAAUUGAAAGAGUGUGAAUCCCUUAUACCACUUCAACUACCUGGUUUGAAGCAUGCUAUUCUUGUUGGUGAUGAGUGCCAGUUGCCAGCAAGCGUUAAUAGCAAGAUAUCUGCCAAUGCCGCAUUUGGAAGAAGCUUAUUUGAAAGGUUGAGUUCAUUGGGUCAGCCAAAGCACCUGCUUAACAUUCAAUAUAGAAUGCAUCCAUCUAUUAGUUGCUUCCCAAAUUCUAUCUUCUAUUCGGGCAAGAUCAUGGAUGCACCUGAAGUUAGGAGUAAAAUGCACGAAAGGUAUUUUCUUCGGGAGAAAAUGUUUGGUCCCUAUUCAUUCAUUAAUGUCCCAGGUGGAAAAGAAGAUAGCGAUGGUGAUGAUUACAGCUUGAGAAAUAUUGUUGAGGCGGCUGUGGUGGUAAAGAUAGUUCAGAAGCUGUACAAAGCUUGGAAUGGAUCUGAUACAUCUCUAAGUGUUGGGGUAAUAUCACCCUACGCUGCUCAAGUUGCACUGGUUCAAGAAAAACUUCGUCACAAGUUUGAAAAUCUUGACAAUUUUGUUGUGACAGUAAAAUCUAUAGAUGGAUAUCAGGGUGGGGAACAAGAUAUUGUUUUAUUAUCUACUGUAAGAGCCAAUAAUAAAGGGUCUAUUGGUUUCCUAUCUAGUCCUCAGAGAACCAAUGUUGCUUUGACAAGAGCUCGGCACUGUCUUUGGAUCUUUGGAAAUGUGGAUACACUGACAAAUACUCUAUCAGUUUGGAAAGCAUUAAUUUGUGAUGCUAAGGCUCGUGGUUGUUUCUUUAGUGCUGAUGAGGAUGCUGAUGUAUCAAACACGAUUUUGGAUGUGAAGAAAGAGCUGGAUCAGAUGGAGGAUUUGCUUAAUGGGGAUAGCACACUUUUCAAACAGCAACGGUGGAAGGUUUUAUUUAGUGAUGACUUUCAGAAAUCAUUUAGAAAGAUGACUUCCACCCGCAUGAAGAAGUUAGUCCUAAACCUGUUGCUUAGUCUUGCCAGUGGCUGGCGACCUAAGAAAAUAAAUGUGGACUUAGUUUGUGAAAGAUCUUCACAGAUUGUGAAACAUUUUAAGGUUGAGGGGCUCUAUGUGGUGUGCUCAAUAGACAUUGUUAAGAAAUCAAAUUACAUGCAAGUCUUGAAGGUGUGGGAUAUAUUACCUCUGGAGGAGAUCCCAAAGCUGCUGAAACGUCUUGAUAACAUUUUCAACAUGUAUACUGAUGAUUUCAUCAAUCAAUGCGAACAGAAAUGUCUUAAAGGGAGAGCAGAGCUUCCAAAGUGUUGGCCCAACUCAUCAAAGAUAAUCCGACAUAAGAACAUGAAUAAUGGCAAAUCUGUUGCAGAUUCUACUGAUAGCACCUUGGAUGGAGGAUGUUAUGCUGAAAAUUCGAGAGUUAGCGAAAGCUUGCAACUCAUGAAGUUUUACUCCCUAUCACCUGGUGCUGCGAGUCAUUUACUUUUCAGUCGUGAUGGUCAGGAAUUGGAUCUGCCUUUUGAAGUUACAGAUGAAGAGUGGGAAAUUAUUCAAUUCUGCAAAAGCAGCUUCAUCCUUGGGCGAUCUGGCACAGGGAAAACUACUGUCCUGUCCAUGAAGUUAUUCGAGAAAGAACAAAUCUACCAUAUUGCUUCGGAAGGAUUUACUACAGCUGAGAAUAGUAUGUCUACGAGCGUCUUGAAGAGAACUGAGUUUGAUCACUCUACAGGAGUGACGAGGGAGACAUUUUUGCGCCAGCUUUUUGUGACAGUAAGCCCAAGACUAUGUUCUGCAGUCAAACAUCAUGUUUCCCGUCUGAUAAGUGUUGCUUGCAGUGGAAAUUUCCCAUCUGAAACCAGUUUGAAUGAUGCCGAAGAUGUGGAAGAUAUAGAACAGUUUAAAGAUAUACCAGAUUCUUUUGUUGGCAUUCCUUCCGAAAAGUACCCUCUUGUCAUUACAUUUCAUAAGUUUUUGAUGAUGCUUGAUGGGACAAUCGGUGAUUCAUAUUUCAGACGAUUUCCUGAGAUGAUGAAGAUAAUGGACUAUUCUGUUGGUAUAAGUGGAAAUUUCAGAUCUGCUGUUCUGCAAUCUCUCUUACGAAUGAAGGAGGUAAAUUAUGAGAGGUUUUGUUUCCAUUAUUGGCCUCACUUCAAUUCACAACUGACGAAGAAUCUUGAUUCUUCAAGAACAUUUACGGAGAUAAUAUCUCACAUUAAAGGAGGCUUGCUAGCUGGGGAAGCCCCUGAUGGUAAAUUGAGCAGGCAAGAAUAUGUUUCCAUGUCUAAUAGUAGGGCAUCAACCCUGAGCUCAGAUGAGAGAGAGCUGAUCUAUACUGUUUUUCAAGCUUACGAGAAGAAGAAAUUACUGCGUGGGGAAUUUGAUUUGUCUGAUUUUGUUAUUGACCUUCAUCUUAGGCUGAAGUGCAAGAGUCUGGAUGGUGAUAAAAUGGAUUUUGUGUACAUUGACGAAGUGCAAGAUCUUGCUAUGAGUCAGAUAGCUCUGUUCAAGUAUAUCUGCAAAAAUGUGGAUGAAGGUUUUGUCUUUUCUGGUGAUACAGCUCAAACUAUUGCCAGGGGUACUGAUUUUAGGUUUGAAGAUAUACGAUCUCUAUUCUAUAAUGAGUUCAUAAUGAAAUCAAAGAGUGACAAAUAUGUUGAAAGAAAAGAGAAAGGACGUAUAUCAGAAGUUUUCAAUUUGCACCAGAACUUCCGUACUCAUGCUGGAGUACUUAAAUUAGCACAGAGUGUCACAGACCUUCUUUACCAAUUUUUCCCUCAAUCUGUUGAUAUUUUGAGACCUGAAAUUAGCUUUAUAUAUGGUGAAGCUCCUGUUCUGCUUAAGCCUAACGAGAGUGCUAUUGAGAUUAUUUUCGGAAAGACUGCAAAGACUGGUAGGAAAGUAGUAGGCUUUGGUGCCGAACAGGUUAUACUAGUCCGUGAUGAUUCUGCUCGCGAAGGAAUUUCUAGACAUGCAGGAAAUCAUGCUCUUGUUCUUACAAUACUGGAAUGCAAGGGUCUAGAAUUUCAGGAUGUAUUACUGUACAAUUUUUUCAGUUCAUCACCUCUGAAGAACCAAUGGAGAGUGGUGUAUGACUUCAUGGAGAAAAAAGAUCUACGUGAUUCUUGUUUCCCUAGGUGCUUUCCUAGUUUUAGUCAUGCAAGACACAGUAUCCUUUGUUCUGAAUUGAAACAAUUAUACGUGGCAAUUACGCGGACAAGGCAGAGACUGUGGAUUUGUGAAGAUAGUGAGGAGUUUGCUGCACCCAUGUUUGACUUCUGGAAGAAGUUGGGCCUUGUGCAAGUAAAGGAGGUGGAUGAAUCAUUUUCACAAACGAUGCUAAUGGCGAGCAGUCCUGCAGAGUGGAAAUCAAGGGGUAUAAAGCUUUACCAGGAGAACAAGUAUCAUAUGGCAACCAUGUGCUUUGAAAGGGCAGGAGAUACAAAUUGGGAGAAACGGGCCAAGGCUGCUAGCCUGAGGGCAACUGCUGAUCAGCUGCGUGAGUCAAAUCCUCAAGAGGCUUGUACAAUACUCAGACAGGCUGCUGAGUUGUUCGACUCCAUUGGCAGAGCUGAGUCUGCUGCUGAAUGCUUCUGUGAUUUGGGGGAUUACGAAAGAGCAGGAAGAAUUUACUUUGAUAAAUGUAGAGAUCCUAAAAAAGCAGGUGAUUGUUUCACUUCGGCUAAAAGUUAUAAACUUGCAGCGAAGGCUUAUGCUGAUGGCAAUUACUUGUUGGAGUGUUUGUCCGCAUGUACUCAGGGUAAUCUUUUUGAAUUGGGAAGGCAAUAUAUUAAGAAAUGGAAACAGGCUGCUCCUGGUGAUGAUGGUGCCGCAAAACAAAGUAAGGAAAUCGAAAAAGUCGGACAAGAGUUUCUGGAGAGUUGCGCUUUGAGCUAUUAUAAGCUCAAGGAUCAUAAAUCCAUGAUAAAAUACGUUAGAGCUUUCCUUACUAUGGAUUCAAGGCGGAAGUUCCUGAAAAGCAUAGGCUGUCUUGAUGAGCUUUUGCUGUUGGAAGAAGAACUUGGAAACUUCAAGGAGGCUGUAGAAAUAGCAAAGUUGAGAGGGGAUUACGAAAGAGCAGGAAGAAUUUACUUUGAUAAAUGUGGAGAUCCUAAAAAUGCGGGUGAUUGUUUCACUUCGGCUAGAAGUUAUGAACUUGCAGCAAAGGCUUAUGCUGAUGGCAAUUACUUGUUGGAGUGUUUAUCUGUGUGCACUCAGGGGAAUCUUUUUGAAUUGGGAAGGCAAUAUAUUACGAAAUGGAAACAGAAUGCUCCUGGCGAAAAGGAAAUCGAAAAAAUUGAACAAGAGUUUUUGGAGAGUUGCGGAUUGAGUUAUUAUAAGCUCAAGGAUUUUAAAUCCAUGAUAGAAUAUGUUAGAGCUUUCCUUUCUAUGGAUUCCAGACGUAACUUCCUGAAAAGCAUAGGCUGUAUUGAUGAACUUUUGUUGUUGGAAGAAGAACUCGGAAACUUCGAGGAAGCUAUAGAAAUAGCAAAGUUGAGAGGGGAUCUGCCACGGGAGGCAGACCUGCUUGGGAAGGCAGGCCAUCUCAAGGAAGCAUCCUUACUCAUCAUUUCAUUUGUGCUUCAUCGCUCUCUAUGGGUGACUGGAAAUAGAGGUUGGCCCUUGAGGCCAUUUCGACAGAAACAAAUGCUGCUAAAGAAAGCUAUGUCAUUCGCACAGGAAGAAUCGAAUGAGUUCUGUGAAUCGAAUGAGUUCUAUGAACGCAUUCGCAGAGAGGUUGAAGUUUUGUCACAUGAGCAUAUUAGCUUGCAUGAGUUGCUUCAGUCUCUCACUUAUUCAGAGCUAUGUAAAAAUCUGACAGUUGAAUUGAUAUCUAUCCGGAGGAUCCUGGAUGCUCAUCUUGAUUGUACAGCACGGAAGUUUGAAUGGGAAGAUGAAUUGCAAGUUGAUAUGAAAAAGCAUUCAGAAGAUAAGAUUUCACUUAACCACAUCUCCGUUGGUUCACUCAUGUAUUUUUGGGAUAUGUGGAGGAGGAACAUGUUAAAUAUCAUGCAAUAUCUCAAAACAGUGGAAAAACCAGAUGAUAAUGAAUGGCUUGAAUAUGGUGAGUUCUGUUUGAACUAUUUUGGUGUGAGGAGGCAGGUCAUCAAUUCAAAUGUAGCAUAUAUACUGUUGAACUCAGAUGCUGAAUGGGUGAAAACAACUGGUUCUGUAUUCAAGCAGAAGCAUCAAAGAGAGAACCAGGUAUCCAUUGAUGGUCGAAAAUUUGCGUCUGCUGCUCUGAGUCAUUGCCAGGCUGAAGUAGUUUCUGUCAGCCUGAAGGUACUUGACACUGUUGAAGCUCUUUAUAAGUUGUCAAUAAGGGAGUCAUUCUCCCUAUUUUGCCAAAGCAUAUGCCUCAUUGAUAUCUAUCAAUUGAUGAAAUUUUUGACUGAAUCAUUCAAAUUCAAUGAUAGUGUUAAAAAGAGGCUAGAAAAUUUCCUGUGGACACCAAUUACGUACUUUAAAUAUGUAUUUCCACUAGACUGUUGCAAAUCAAUGGUAGAAAACAUGAUCUCUUUAAGGAAAACUGAGCUCUCACGGAGUCUACUUGAAGAGGUUAUUGUUGACAAUAUCAGCAACAAGGGUGACCUUACCUACGGUCAAAUUGGGAGGGUGGUAAUGAUUUGGCUUGGAUCUGGAAAACCAACAGAUGAUCUGUACAUGAAGAUAGCAAAAAGAUUUGAAAAGAAUUUUUCCUGGAGAGCAUUCAUUGAUUCUUUGCAAGUAUCUUCAUUAAGGCAUUCUGGGAUAACAGAAUCAAGAUCCUCGGGUGAUCCUUCGUCAAAUACUUCAGGUGAAGAUUGGAAGAAGUUUUCACUGAUUGAUAGCUUCCACGAAGCUUUGAGAGAUACUUAUCUUGCAAAUUGGAGGUCAUAUGACUAUAUAUCACCUGAUUGUUUAAUAUAUCUUGUUGAACGCCUGCUGCUACUUGUAUUUCAUUCCAAGGAUUACUUUUUCACAACAAAGUAUUCUUUUGUGGAAUGGCUUAUUUAUCUUAAAGCAGACAUGUAUCCAGAUGCCGGUUCAGUAGCUGACACGCUGUUGUCUCCUGAAAUCAUAUUUGAUUCUGUUGUUAUGAUGGUUGAACAGUUUCUUUUUAAAAAGCAGGAGACAGCAUCAUGGAUUGCAAAAUCAAAAUUUGGUGUAAAUCAGUAUCAUCCACUACUAGCAUUAAGGCUUGUGGUUAUCUUGUGCUUGCUCCACUUGAACUCAGGCAAGUAUUCUAAUGUUCUUUCUCAUCUGCUUGAUCAGUCUCAUAUUAGUUCGCAGCUGCCAAUGCCAUUCAUUCAGGCACUUAGGCCAAGAAGAAUGCCUCAUUUGACUCAGGAUUGGUUUAGUUUAAAUGCAACUGUAGAAGCAUUCAGAAGGAUUGGAAAUCCUCUUGUGAUUGUGCAUUUGAGAGAAAAUAGUCCAAAAUUCGCGUGUCCUGCAAUCAUCAUUGACACAGCUUUGACACCAAGAAUUGACGACAUCAUGAGAAAUUUGUUCCCAAAGCAAGGAAGUUACCAUCAGCAAAGGCCUAUGGUUGAAGCAAAUGUUCCGAAUUUGUGUGAAGAACCUGUUCAUAAUGCUGAGUCUCUCAUGUCAAUUGACAUUUCUGCAGCACCAGAUCAGAAAAUGAGCUCAGACAGUGGAACUGAAAGCAACCCACAGAUGUACUCAUGCCUUUCUGAAAAAAUCUCUGAUGUGUAAAUAUCAACAGAGAAAAGACAAGAUGAAGAGCUAUCAAGCUGUUCUCCUAAUCUUUCUCAAUUUAAGGAGGAAUUGGAAGAAAGUAUAAGCUUCUUAACUCGUUUCCAGGAGGAAUUGGAAGAAAGUACAAGCUCUUUAACUGAAUGUAAAGAAAUUUCUUCCUUGUGGUAGUGUAAACCAAUUCGGUGAAGCAAGCAGCAUGCUUCCCUAUUUGAUACUAGGUAAAGGGCUGCUUAAUUUUCAUAUUGGUUGGCAAUUGAACCAAGUAGCAGUGAACCAAAGGAACUUCUGCUGCUUUCACGAUUGCAGAUUGUGCAACUUCCCAAGUUUGCUACAUUCAAUACCUGACUAAACAAUUUUUAUGUUUAGCUUUUCAAGUGUCAGCUUUAAUAGUUUACUCGAAGUUUCGUCGAUACAUAGUAUUAUUGUUCUUGAUGUUUUCCCCCACCAGUGAUGUUACACAGACUGGAAACUUGCAAGAAAUUGGAUCACUUCUGAAGAGCUUGCAGUCAAAGAGGCCUAAGCUGGAGGCUUUUCUAAAUCAUUUAAUUUGUGCCGAGGGAAACUGCUUCUGGGAUAGUUUCUGAUGCUGAGAGCCUGAGGAGGAAAAUGAUGGGGGUAAUUGGGAAAGUCCCUGAAGAAAAGGUCAAGAAUUAGCCUUCUGGUGUUGUUUCUGCUUCCCAAAACAAUGACAACAAUAAGGCCUUUCAAAGCAAAGAGGGCAAGGGAAACGAUAAGGAGGAGGACAAAAAUGGAGAGAAAGGAGGUAGAAAAAAGCAAAAUUGUAACAGCUAAAUUGUAUCUCAGGGAUUCAUUCUCAUGUUUUUGGUCUAAUUUUAUGAAUCUCAGGUCUCAGUAAUGGACUUUUCUUCUACUUUUAUUUGGUCUUGAGAAUUAGAAAAGGUUCCCCCAA
Molecule: messenger RNA, 9465 nt
Organism: Coffea arabica (coffee)
Lineage: Eukaryota; Viridiplantae; Streptophyta; Magnoliopsida; Gentianales; Rubiaceae
Molecular function (GO): helicase activity; ATP binding; protein binding
Source: RefSeq, a predicted model, not a curated record